AUGGUCUGUGACUACCGCGCCCUGAACAGGAUUAAGAUUUCUGAUUCAAAGCCUUUGCCGUUGAUUGACGAGACCUUGGACCAAGUUGCAGGAGCGCGUAUAUUUUCUCAAAUUGACCUUAUAGGAGCCUACCAUCAAAUGCGCAUUCGCGACUUAGAUUGCCCGAAGACGGCAAUUCGUACGCGCUUCGGAACUUUCGAAUGGCGGGAAGAACACAAACAACACCUCCGUAGUUUGUUCAAGAUAUUACGCGCAAAUAAGCUCUACGUGCGUAGCUCCAAAUGUCACAUUGGUGUAAGUGAGGUCGACUUUCUGGGAUACCACGUCAGCUCCCGAGGAGUAUCUAUGCAGCGCAGACUUGUCGAUGCCAUAAUUGAGUGGCCCGCCCCUACAUCAGCUCAGGAGUGCGGACAUCCAGUGGCUUUCUUAUCUCACCGGUUGUCGAACACAGAAACGAACUGGGAUACUGGAGAUCAAGAACUCCUCGCUUUCAUCAUCGCCUUCCGAGAAUGGAGUCAUAGAUGGCUAGACACGUUGCAAGAAUUUUCUUAUGAUGUGGAACAUAUCCCCGGUCGUCUUCAUACAGUUCCUGAUGCGCUGAGCCGUCGACCAGACCACAUGAAAAAUACCUUGUCCUUCAAGCAUAUGCAAUUGAAAGAUCCAGGAAUCAUUAAUCAAAUACAGGAAGGAUACCGUUGUGACGAGUGGGCGCAGACAAUAAUUACUGCAGCGAAAAUACAAGUACCCAACUACAAGUAUCCGAAUGGUCUUCUAUACUGGCAGGGAAAUGGCAACUGUCGUCUAUACGUUCCUAGUGCAGGAGAUCUCCGCCAAUCCAUAAUCCACGAUUUUCAAAAGACUGGUCAUCUUGGACUGGAUAAGACGUACAACUUUUGUGCUCCCCAAAUGUAUUGGCCUAAGAUGUACCAAGCAAUUACAAAAUUUGUCACAGCAUGUAAGGAGUGCCAAAUUAACAAGACACCACAUUCCAGCAAACCAGGAUUACUUCAGCCUCCUGAAAUACCCACCAGAUGCUGGGACAUUGUCACUUGUGAUUUUCUCACUGAACUUCCAAAAACCAAUCGAGGGUUCGAUGCAAUUCUUGUGAUUGUAGACAAGUUAUCUAAGCGGGCACUUUUCGAACCGCUAAAAAAUCAUGCUCAGCGGCAGACGUGUUUCAAAAUUUCAACGAUAGACUCUUCGCGAAGCGCGGAGCUCAAUCUAAGCACUGCUCAUCAUCCACAAACGGACGGUCAAUCGGAAAAUCUUAUUCGCACUCUAUCGUCUAUGUUGCGGCAUUCAAUUCAGCGAGCCCCCAAUGAAUGGGAUACAAUCUUAAGCAAUUUCGACUAUGUUUACAACGGUUCCAAGAACAGCAGUACAGGUCUAGCGCCAUUUGAGAUAGACCUUGGCCGCAUACUGCACGCUCCGAUGACUCGCCCCCUUACGGACUGCACAAUACAGUGUGCAGGCGCUAUAGAGACCUCGGAACGUCGCAAAGCAUUCAAUCAAAUCGCCAAGGAAGACUUAGCUAAUGCCCGUGCUCGGCAGAAGUUUUACGCGGACAAGACCCGCGUGGACCUCAGGUUCAACGAAGGUGACCUUGUUAUGCUCCGAACUGAAGGAUAA
Messenger RNA from Chondrus crispus (carragheen), 1629 nucleotides. RefSeq lists its product as hypothetical. The record is from RefSeq and is a predicted model, not a curated record. The transcript has 6 exons. Bases 1 to 1629 code for a protein of 542 amino acids. Lineage: Eukaryota; Rhodophyta; Florideophyceae; Gigartinales; Gigartinaceae. Gene Ontology annotation, molecular function: nucleic acid binding.